Molecule: messenger RNA, 7128 nt
Organism: Myripristis murdjan (pinecone soldierfish)
Lineage: Eukaryota; Metazoa; Chordata; Actinopteri; Holocentriformes; Holocentridae
Product: dynein heavy chain 10, axonemal-like
Biological process (GO): microtubule-based movement
Cellular component (GO): dynein complex
Molecular function (GO): dynein intermediate chain binding; minus-end-directed microtubule motor activity; ATP binding
Source: RefSeq, a predicted model, not a curated record
AUGCUCUCGGUCAGUCAGCUGAAGAUAACUGAUAGAGGUUUUGAAUCAGCAUCAUUAUCCUCUCAGGAUAAAGAGAAAGCAGGAGAGGGCGAGGACAACAGGCCAGUGCAGUCUGUUGGGGCGCUUUUGAUUCGUGACGAGUUGCUCAACAGCACGCACAAGUUUUUGGGCCACAUCAACAUGAUUCUCCAACAACUUGAAGGUGAGAUUAAGCUGCACAUCCCUGAUAUAGACUUGAGGCCAGAGGUGGAUAUACUGUUGUCUACCCCAGAGAUGGUAGAAAAGCUGGAGCAGUGUAUGAUGAACUGGCAGACUCAGAUUACCAUUGUUAUUGAGGAGCAACAGAGUAAGAAACCACAGGCACCUGGCCCUUUGGCUGAGAUAGAUUAUUGGCGGGAGCGUACAGCCAUCCUGAGUGCUUUGGGUGAGCAGUUCAAUCUGCCUGUGGUAAAGAAAGUUGUGGAGGUGAUGACCAAAGCAGACUCAGUCACUGUUCAGAACCUGGAACAAACUGUGGCUGAGCUUACCAAGUACCAUGUGGAGUCAGCGGAUAAUGUUCGCUUUCUUAGCACACUGGAGAGGCACUUCAAGAACCUAGCUACAGGAGCCAACUUUGCUAUGAUCCUGGACACUAUUCCUCCAAUGAUGUACAGUCUACAAAUGGUGUGGAUCAUCUCCAGGCACUACAAUACAGAUGAGCGCAUGGUCCCACUAAUGGUGCGUAUUGCCUGGGAGCUGUGUGAGCAUGUGGCUCGUGUGAUUCAUGUCCGCGUUCUCUUCAAGUAUCUCCAGCACUUUGUGUGUUGGAUGCGUGGAACCUGCAUUGAGUGCCCUCCACAGCAUGUGAGUGGAGAAGACGAAUUUGUGAUAUUCAGCUUCUACAGUGAUGUGUGUCAACAUCUCCAGAUAAAUGAGACUGCCAUGACAGUGUCCCAAAAUGUUCAGCGACUGGUCAGCUCUGUGGGCCACUACCUUAACUGCUGGAAACACUACCGGCCCCUGUGGAAGAUGGACAAAGCCAUGGUCAAUGAAAAGUUUGCAGCAAAAAAGCCUUCCUGUGUUAUGUAUGAUGAUAAGUUACAGUUCAAUGCUCGCAUCAAUCAGGAGGUGAAGCUGGAGCCUCAUGCCAAGACUGAGCACAUCAUCUAUCUGAACCUGGAGCCUUUGGUUCAGACAGUGCGUGAGAAUGCCCAGGCCUGGAUCAGUUCACUGGGCAUGCUACUCAACCGCUCUGCCAGAGAGGAUCUCUUAAGCCUAAGAGAUGAACUCAUGCUACUCAGCAUGCAUCAACUCUCUGAAAACCUGAAGCAGAGCCCCAACACAUUGGAAGACUUGAAGUUUGUCCUUGGCACUAUCUCAGACAUCAGGGGCAUGUCUCUGACUGUGGAGAUGAGGUUCACUGAUAUUCAGGAGAGAUAUAGGACCCUGGCCAUGUACAAAAUAGAGGUUGGAGAGGAGGAGCUUGAAGUGGCUGCCAGUAUUGGCCAGCUGUGGGGCGACCUUUUGACAGAAUCCAAACAAGUGGAUCGAAAUCUGAUACAUGUCAAAAAAUCUUUUGUAGAGAUCACUGAGCAGCAGAUUGAAGAGUUUAAACAGGAGGUGUCUAUCUUUGCUGAGAGCUUCAACAUGCAUGGACCUGGAACAAUGGGAGAUAAUUUUGAGAAAGGAUUGGCCGUUAUGAAAACGUAUGAGGCAGAACUUGCCAAGAUAGAGACAGGACGGCAGGAGUUGGCCAAUGCUGAGAAGCUCUUUGACCUACCAAUCACCAUGUACCCAGAACUGCUCAACGUGCAGAAGGAUAUGAAUGGCUUGCGACAGAUCUAUGACAUCUACAAAGCUCAGAAGGCAGCUAAGACAGAGUGGUCCGAGACUCUGUGAGUGGACUUAAACAUCCAGCUGCAACAGGACGGUGUUGAAAGCUUCAUCAAGAGCUUGAGGAAGCUGCCCAAAGAUGUAUGGGCACUGCCUGUGGCCUUCUUCCUUGAAAGCCGCAUGAAGGAAUUCAAAGAGUCUCUGCCUCUUCUGCUGGAUCUGAAGAAUGAAGCACUCAGAGACAGACACUGGCAGAAACUGAUGGAACGAACUGGCACUAGCUUUGAGAUGAACCCUGACAGUUUCACUCUGGAGAAUAUGUUUGCCAUGGAGCUGCACAAGUAUGGAAAUAUCAUAGGUGACAUUGUCACCUCUGCUGUCAAAGAGCUCAGUAUUAUGUAUGACAAUAUAGCAUCUCUGAGGUUUGAAGUGGGAAGCAAUGGGGAGACAGUAGCUGGAGCCCUGGUGUCUGCAGAAGGUGAGAUAAUGGAGUUGAAGAAGCCCAUCCCAGCAGAUGGCAGAGUGGAGGACUGGAUGACUGGAGUAUUGCUGGAGAUGAGGAGGACCAACCGACUCAUCACCAAGGAAGCCAUUUUCCACUACUGUGAAGACAUGAGCAGGGUAGACUGGAUGUUGCUGUACCAGGGUAUGGUGGUGCUGGCUGGGAACCAGGUGUGGUGGACGUGGGAGGUGGAGGAAGUCUUUAACAAAGUGAAGCAGGGAAAGAAGGAUGCUGUCCUUAUCAUUGAUGUCCAUGCCAGAGACAUUGUUGACAGCUUUGUUCUCCCCAGUAUUAUGGAGGCCCGUGAGUUUGAGUGGGAAAGCCAGCUGAGGUUCUACUGGUUGUGGGAACCUGAUGAUCUGUUUGUGCAUCAGUGCAGUGCCACUUUCUCUUAUGGCUAUGAAUACAUGGGUUUGAACGGGCGGCUGGUUAUAACACCGCUGACUGACCGCAUCUACCUAACCCUCACACAGGUUCUCUCCAUGUACCUUGGUGGAGCCCCUGCUGGACCGGCUGGUACAGGAAAGACAGAGUCCACCAAAGACCUGGCCAAGGCUUUAGGCCUCCUGUGUGUGGUUACAAACUGUGGAGAGGGCAUGGACUAUCAGGCUGUUGGGAAGAUCUUCUCUGGCCUUGCUCAGCGUGGAGCUUGGGGCUGCUUUGAUGAGUUAAACCGUAUUGAUGCUGCGGUGCUAUCUGUCAUUUCCUCCCAAAUUCAGACCAUCCGCAAUGCUCUGAUCAUGCACCUCAAGAGGUUCCAUUUUGAAGGCCAGGAAAUUGGUUUGGAUGGCCGCAUGGGGAUUUUCAUCACCAUGAACCCAGGUUAUGCAGGGCGCACAGAGCUGCCAGAGUCAGUCAAAGCCCUCUUCAGACCUGUGGUAGUUACUGUGCCUGACCUACAGCAGAUAUGUGAGAUCAUGCUCUUCUCUGAGGGAUUCCUCAUGGCCAAGAUACUGGCAAAGAAGGUGACAGUGCUGUAUAAACUAGCCCGUGAGCAGCUCUCCAAGCAGUCUCAUUAUGACUUUGGCCUGCGUGCCCUGAAAUCUGUACUAGUGAUGGCAGGAGAACUGAAGCGAGGCUCACCAGACCUCAAUGAGGAUGUGGUGUUGAUGCGUGCCCUAAGAGACAUGAACCUGCCUAAAUUUGUGUUUGAGGAUGUGCCUCUGUUCCUUGGUCUGAUCUCAGACUUGUUCCCUGGGCUGGACUGCCCUCGUGUUCGCUAUCCCAGCUUCAACGACACCGUAGAUCAGACCUUACAAGAAAAUAAAAAUGUCAUGCUGCCUAACCAGGUGUCUCAUCUUGGUUCAAUGUAUGAAACUAUUAUGAGUAGGCAAACUACCAUGGUGGUGGGCCCAUUAUGUCAAGCGCAGACCAAAUUAGGGUUGCUGACCAAGAUGUACCCCCUGAACCCUAAAGCCAUGAGUGUGAUUGAACUUUAUGGCAUUCUGGACCCUGUCACUCGAGACUGGACAGAUGGGAUCCUCUCCAACAUCUUCUGUGACAUCAACAGGCCUACUGACAAAAAAGAGAGGAGGUACAUUCUGUUUGAUGGGGAUGUGGAUGCUUUGUGGGUAGAGAAUAUGAACUCAGUGAUGGAUGACAACAAGCUCCUCACUCUGGCCAAUGGAGAGAGGAUCCGUUUACAGGGUCACUGCCUGCUGUUUGAGGUUGGAGAUCUGCAGUAUGAUUCCCCUGCCACUGUGUCCCGCUGUGGGAUGGUGUUUGUUGAUCCCAAAAAUCUUCGGUACACCCCGUACUGGCAGAGAUGGCUUAACAAGAGACCUUCCAGGGAACAACCUGACCUGAACAAGCUGUUUGAGAAAUAUGUGCCAAGCACUAUUGACAUGAUUGUGGAUGGUAUUGUUGAUGGCAAACAGGGGAAGAAACUGAAGACUAUUGUCCCUCAGACAGAUCUGAACAUGGUUAGUGAACUUUCUGAAGAGAAGAAGACUCUGGCAGAAGACAAAGCCAAAGAGAUUGAGGAGCAGAACAAAGUGAUAGCUGUUGAGAAGGAAGAUGCUGAAAGUUCCCUGGCUGAGGCUCUGCCUGCCUUGGAGGCAGCCCGCAUUGCCCUGCAAGACCUGGACAAAUCUGAUGUCACAGAGAUCCACUCCUUUGCCAAGCUGCCCAAACAGGUGCAGGUGGUAUGUGAGUGUAUCCUGGUGAUACGUGGCCACAAGGAGGUCAGUUGGCAGGCAGCCAAGGGGAUGAUGUCAGAGGCUAAUUUCCUGCGAUCUCUGAUGGAGAUGGACUGUGAUUCCAUAAAUGCAAGCCAGGUCAAAACUGUCAAAAGCUUCCUGGCAAACCUCCAGACUAGCUUUGAGGAGAUGCAGGCAAUCAGUAAGGCUGGCUCGGGAAUGUUCAAGUUUGUGGAAGCUGUCAUGGGUUACUGUGAUGUUGCCAGGGAGAUAAAACCCAAGAGAGAGAAGGUGGCACGUUUAGAGAGGAACUUCUUCCAGAGCAAGCGAGAGCUGGAGCAUAUUCAGAAUGAGCUAAGUGCUAUCCAGAAGGAGUUGGGAGCUCUUGGGAAGAAAUACCAUGCUGCCAUGGCGGAAAAACAGCUGCUGCAGGAGGAGGCUGAGGUUAUGGAGAGAAGGCUCAUAGCUGCUGACAAGCUCAUCUCUGGCCUGGGCUCCGAGAACGAGCGGUGGACGCUUGAUUUGGAGGAGUUGAAGCAGCGGCGUGUGCGUCUUCUAGGUGACUGUCUGAUCUCUGCUGCUUUCCUGAGCUAUGAGGGAGCCUUCAGCUGGGACUUUAGGAAUGAGAUGGUGUACCAGAUGUGGGAGAAGGACGUAUUGGAGAGAGGCAUCCCCCUGAGCCAGCCUUUCAGAGUGGAGGAUCUUCUGAUUGAUGAGGUGGAAAUCAGCAGGUGGGGGUCAGAGGGUUUGCCCCCAGGUGAGCUGUCAGUCCAGAACGGAAUCCUCACCACCAGAGCCAGCCGCUUCCCCAUGUGUAUUGACCCCCAACAGCAAGCACUCAACUGGAUUAAGAGGAAGGAGGAAAAAAACAACCUCAAGAUCUCCUCUUUCAAUGAUCCAGACUUCUUAAAACAGCUAGAGAUGGCCAUCAAGUUUGGCUUCCCUUUCCUUUUUCAAGAUGUCGAUGAGUACAUUGACCCUGUCAUUGACAAUGUCCUGGAGAAAAAUGUAAAAGGAGCAGAGGGCAGGCAGGUUAUUUUGCUGGGAGACAAAGAGGUGGACUAUGAUCCCAACUUUAAACUCUAUCUCAACACCAAACGGGCAAACCCCAAGUAUUCCCCCUCUGUUUUUGGAAAAGCCAUGGUCAUUAACUAUACUGUGACCCUCAAGGGUCUGGAGGACCAGCUGCUAAGCGUUAUUGUAGGCUUUGAGAGAAAGCAGCUGGAAGAGCAACGCGAGCGUUUGAUCCAAGAGACAAGUGAGAAUAAGAAGCUGCUGAAAGACCUCGAGGACUCCCUGCUCAGAGAGCUGGCCACGUCUACAGGCAACAUGUUGGACAACACAGAGCUGGUCCUCACACUGGAGGAGACUAAGUCAAAAGCCAGUGAGGUAUCUGAGAAGCUGAAGUUGGCUGAGAAGACAGCAGUGGACAUUGAUAGGUUGAGAGACGGAUACCGUCCUGCUGCCAAGCGUGAUGCCAUCCUGUUCUUUGUAUUACCAGAACAUUACCAGUACUCUCUCGCCUCCUACCUAGAAGUAUUUGACUUUUCGCUGCGCAAAUCCCUGUCUGACUCCAUCCUGUCUGAAAGGUUGAAGAACAUCAUGAACACUCUGACACACAAUGUUUAUAACUAUGGCUGCACAGUCUAACAAUGUAUAUCCUCUGGUCUAUUUGAGAGACACAAGCUGCUCUUCUCCUUCAACAUGACCAUAAAGAUUGAACAGGCAGAAGAGGUGCUGCUGCGCUGCUUCCAUCUUGAUAGAUUGUAUAGAGCUGUCACUGACUAUGUCACUGUCACCAUGGGUGAAAAAUAUGUGCAGCCUCCAGUGAUCAGCUUUGAUGCCAUCAAUGAACAAAGCACACCUACUCCCAUUGUCCUCAUCCUUAGUCCUGGCUCUGACCCAGCCAGUGACCUCAUGAAACUAGCAGAAAGGUCAGAUGUUGGAGGCAGAAAGCUUAAAUUCCUUGCCAUGGGGCAGGGCCAAGAGAAGGUGGCACUACAGUUGCUGGAUACGGCAGUGUCCCAGGGUCAGUGGCUAAUGCUCCAGAACUGCCACCUCCUGGUGAAGUGGUUCACAGAGCUGGAGAAGUCACUAGAGAGAAUUACCAAGCCCCACCCUGACUUCCGCCUGUGGCUCACCACCGACCCCAUCAAGGACUUCCCCAUUGGUAUACUGCAAAAGUCUCUAAAGGCAACUUUGGCAAAGAGAGAGCCAAAUGUGAUGUGGCUGUCAGGACUUCACAUCCCUGAGUCCUACUUGACUUCCUUGGUCCAAUCCACAUGCAGAAAGAAUGGCUGGCCUCUGGAUCAUUCCACUCUCUAACAGGUGACCCAGUUUUGCAGUGAGGAUGAACUUGAUGAGAAACCUGGACAGGGCUGCUUUGUGUCUGGCCUGUAUCUGGAGGGUGCCGACUGGGACAUGGAGAAGGGCUGUUUAGUAAAGAGCAAACCCAAAGUUCCGGAAGUCCAGCUACCCAUCCUCAAGGUCAUCCCAAUGAUGACCUUGACACGCCGCCUCAGAUUACAGAAUAUGCUGAGGACACCAGUGUACACCACAUCCUUACAGAGAAAUGCUAUGGGUGUGGGACUGGUGUUUGAGGCAGACCUGUUCACCACCACACUCAUCUCCCAUUGGGUGCUCCAAGGUGUCUGUCUCUGCCUCAACUCUGACUAA